AUGGAUCCUAGCAGACAGGCAUGGUUACUGUCCAAGCCUGUAGGAAUAGCUUCAGAAGCAUCUCCAUUGGGACAGAACAUGACUGUGAGCCCCGGUGCAUCCAUGCCUACAUUUGCUACCCUGCCUGUUCUCCCACCUGCCCCCCAACCAGCACCCCAGUUAUUCUGGGAGCCUCCAGCACCCCUCAUGACUGCAGGCAUCUCUCCCAGGAAUCCUCUAGUGCUGUCCGCCUUGCCUGGAAUGUCUAUGGUGGCAGAAAAUGGAAGCACUGCCCUGGGUACAGCUGUACCUCUGAACAUUGUACAAGUUGGGACACCAGGCAGGCCUGUCCAGCCUGUGCACAAUGCCAACAUUGUCCUCACUCAGGUGCCCCUCAAUUGUAAUGUCCCUGGGACCCAAGGUGGUGGUAUGGGGCACCCUGCUUCACUCAUCAUGACAACACCUGCUGUAAACACCUUCAUAAAUGCUCGAAUUGCUUCAGCCAUCCAGCCUCAAGAAGGAACAUGGGUCCUGGGCCCUCAUCCACCGACCACACAGCCAGUCGUCCCGCUGGUUCCUGUCAGGUCCCCAGUGAACUCAGCACCACCCGCAAAAGGAGCAUAUGGGGAGAGUGGUCCAGCCAAUGUCCAAACCAACUCCCCAGAAAACUACUUGUCCAAACCAGACAGCGUCUAUGGGAACUUCCGGCGCUGGCAGCACAUCAAGACUCUGGUCCAGCGGCACCUGUCCCAGACUCCUGACGUGGCAGCUUUCUCCUGCUUCCUCAUUCCGGUGCUUCGGUCCCUGGCCCGGAGGAAGCCCACCAUGAAUGUGGAGGAGGGCCUGUGGAGGGGUCUGCAGGAAUGGCAGUGCACAAGCAAUUAUGACCGGAUGAUCUUCUUUGAGAUGGCGGAAAAGUUCACAGAAUUCGAGAGUGCAGAAGAGAUGGAGAAUUCAAGGUUGGAGAUGGAGAAUUCAAGGCUGGAGGUGAUGAGAGGUGUCCAGUGCCAAGUUCUUACAACCACAACAAGGCAAGAUCCUCCAAGGCCCCCAGCUCCUGAGGUGGUUGAGGAACCAGUGUGCAACUCCAUGAAGGCUGUCCCCAAGACUGACCCUGCCCACCUCCCAGUACUCAGACACCAGCAGUUACAAAAGACUGAGCCUCCCAUGGAAAUUCCACCUGAAGCUGUGCAGGAAUACAUGAAUAUCAUGGACUGGCUGGAGAGGCUUCCACAGUCACUCACAGGAGAGUCCAAGGAGGAGGAAGAGGAGAGCCUUGGGCCGGAGCAGGAAGAAGAUGACUUGUACUCAGACGCAGGGCUCCUGGACUACAUUGACGAGCUGUGCUCCCAGAAACACUUUGUUGAGCAAGUGGAGGCCAUAAUAAACCCCCAAUUUGUGGCAGAAAUCCUGUCUUCCAAACCAGAGAUGGACAUACUGGCUCUAAUGAAGGAGCUGGAGUAUGAGGAAGAACUCACUGUUAAGCAGCUGCUGGAGGAGCACCUGGCUCUGAAGAAGAAAGGCUAUAAGAGGGCACCUCUGAACCCUGGUGCCCCUCAGAUGCUUGCCAAUGCUUCUGUACUGACUGACUGCCAAGGUGCAAAGAGAGAUGACCAUAGUCCCCAAAGAGGGGCCAGUGCACAGAAAUGUUCCUCACAAAUGGCUUCCUCAGACCAUGAGUGUCCUGAAGCCACCAAUGCAGAAAUGUGGGGGCCUAGGCCUACGGUCCUCCCAAGUAGUCAGUGUUCACCCUCACUGGUAGACACCGGAUCCACUGUUAUUCCCUGUGGCAGAGAAGCCCAUCCCCCAAACCGAGGGUCCAGGUGUGCAGUGAGCCUCAGAGGAGUUUCUGCUACUGAGGAGGCCCAUGAGUCACUGGGCAGAACCAUUGAGGACAAGGAGGAACUCCCCAGCCUGGCCUUCCUCCUGUGUUCCCAGUACAGGCUGGUGCCGUGGAGACUGGCCAGCCAUUUGUGCCCCUAUGCAGGGUUCUCUGACUCUGAUAGUAUCCCCAAACCCUCAUCUCCAAAGAUAAGGGGCCUCAGUCCUGAUGCGUCUCCAAUUGCCAAGUCAAAGAAGCGAGCUCUCAUUGGAGGCUUGACUCCUAUGGCUAAGAGAUCUAGCUCAGGGCCCGGUCAUGCGAUGUUUGAAGGGCCAUUCUCAGCCCUGGAGCUCGCUCACCCCUUGCAGGCUCAGAAGAGGAAGUAUGAGUCACUAGGCACCCGGAAGAGGAAGAGGAAGAAGCGGCACUGA
Messenger RNA from Onychomys torridus (southern grasshopper mouse), 2232 nucleotides. Its product is annotated as NUT family member 2-like. The transcript is spliced from 7 exons. The coding region runs from base 1 to 2232 and encodes 743 amino acids. Lineage: Eukaryota; Metazoa; Chordata; Mammalia; Rodentia; Cricetidae. The record is from RefSeq and is a predicted model, not a curated record.